UCCCUAACGUGCCUGUAACGUGAUGCGUUCACGGACCAUCCCUGACUGACAGACUGACUCUUGAGCUCUCCAAGGAGGGAAAAGUUGGAGAAGAUGCACCGGAGCUGAGAAAAGUUCCCAGAAGUCACACUCCGGUUCUCCGCAGCGGGUCACAGCUGAUCGGUUUAACCGAGGAUGAGGAGUAGGAGACGGACUGGACGGUCCACAUAUAUCUGAAAACAUGAUCAGCCCUGCAGAGGAGACAGAUUUUAAACCCCCACUCUGAACCCUUGAAAAGCAGACUUUAUUUUGGAGUCCAUCUGUGCAGCAUGAGCACCCUGCAGCAGCUGGGCACCAUGUCGUUCCUGAUGAAAAAGAAGAAGUUUAAGUUUCAGGUUAACUUCACUCUGGAGGAGCUGACAGCGGUGCCCUUCGUUAACGGGGUCCUGUUCUGUAAGAUCCGGCUGAUGGAGGGAGGAGACUUUACCACCCUGUCAUCCAGGGAGGAGGUGCAGCAGAACUGCGUCCGAUGGAGGAAGAAGUACUCGUUCGUGUGUAAGAUGAGCGCAAACACAACCAGUGGAGUGUUGGACCCCUGCACCUGCAGAGUCUCUGUACGCAAGGAGCUCAAAGGAGGGAAAACUUUCUCCAAGCUGGGUUUUGCUGAUCUCAACAUGGCAGAGUUUGCUGGUUCAGGCUCGACCGUGCGCUGCUGCAUCCUGGAGGGUUACGACACCAAAAACACCCGACAGGACAACUCCAUCCUCAAGGUGACGAUCGGGAUGACUCUCCUGUCUGGGGAUCCCUGCUUUAAAACGCCUCCCAGCACGGCCAAAUCGGUCUCUAUCGGGGACGAGGAUCCAACCCUGCAGCUGGACUGUAAGGGAGAGAGCACGGACGCCUCGGUGACGACACGAGGAAGCUUCAAAGAGUCUCCUCGCUCCUUCAAACACAAACAGUCGUCCGUACGCAGCGCAGGGCUGCCUGAGGAGGGAGAGUGUGUGUCCAGUCCAGAUGACGUGUUUCAGUCAGGUCACGUCCGCAGCUCGAGCUACGCCUCUCAGCACAGCAAGAUCUCAGGUUACAGCACGGCUCACUCUCGCUGCUCCAGCCUGACGGACCUCAGUCACCAUAGAAACGCCUCCUCCAGCAGCAGCGCCUCCUGUGGCCCCGCCCACCCCUCCUCCUCCCAGCAGCCUCCCUCCACCCCGACAGAGGCGCCCAAACUAGCCACACCCACCAAACCAGAUAGACCGCCUCCUCCCACUGCAGUCGCCCUUAUGUCCAAUAGAUCCUCCAGGAGGAAGAAGGACAACGUGCAGCGGCAGCCUAGCUGUGUGGACGACACUCGCAUCGAUGCAGACGCCAUCGUGGAGAAAAUCAUCCAGAGUCAGAAUUUCUCUGACAGCAGCAACAACGAAGACAGCAACCUGAGGCUGUUUGUGAGCAAAGACGGGACGACGGCGCUCAGCGGGACGCAACUCGCCAACAGAGGAACUCCUGGAGCGUUUGAGCCGGUCGUCAUUGAGACUCACUGAGAGAAACGUCUGCAGCUUCGUCCACUGGAUCUCGCUCUGUGACGUCUGAUUGUAGGACUGUAUGUGUGCAGACAUGUCUCCAUGCACAUAGCAUGAAAAAAGACUACUGCAGUAUAAAGAUAUUAACCCUUUAAGCAUAUUUAAUAAGGUGGUGGGAGGUGUGUUAAGUCUCUUCUCACAAUUGGUAGCGUUUAAAUUUAUUUACCUCAGUGUCAGAGAGCCCGGCUUCCAGGUGUUCACAGUCAGUCUGAAAAUACUCCUUGAAAUUCAGAUUCAACUCCUCCAUCACGUCUUCCCACAUUCAAACGCUCCCAGCAGCUCAGGGGGAACGCUUCGCCAGGUGAUAGCAACUUGAGCCUUAAAAAAGGUUGCACUCGCACUACCGUGCUCGAGCAUGAUUCGCCCCUAUAAAGUCCAGAUUGUUUGACUCGUGUGAGAGCUCCGUAUCGUGCCCAGGCUCGGUGCACCUCUUUGGUCCUGGCAUGGUUUGAAAAGGUGAGCUUAAUGCACGAGCAGAAGCAUGGGUAGGCAACAUGGACAUAAUGCAUGACGAUGCGACUGCCUUGCAGAAUCAAUAUGAAUAAUAUCCAUUAAGGUCAGAAUAUGACACGAUUUUAGCACUGGAAACUGACGUGCGAUCAUGAAGGUGCAGUGAAGCACUUUCACCUCGUAUUACAAGGUGAUGACAUGUGCACAUCGCUCUGAAUGUGUAGCCCAGUGGAGGACAGAGGAGGGGGGACAAUCAUGCUUUGCCUCGCUACGAAUUGUGAGUCCGCCCUUAGUGUAACACUUCUGCUCGAAAAUGUCUCAUUUAUGCUCCAAAAUAAGAAAGUUUAUCUGCAGAUAUUAGAAGUUUAAAGUCUUCAAUUUAUGCAUUUUGUAAGACGGAGGAUACACCCAGCUAGCUGCGAUGUUUUGGUGUUAAAGGGACAAAAAAACUGGAUACUGACACUUCACAACCAUCUCCGACAUUCGGGUCAGGCCUUUAGUUCUCUUGUUUUAAAUCUUGAGUCUUGUUUCCACAUCCUUUGAGGUCUCAGUGACUCACAGGAACAAACUUUUGGAAUUCAUCCUGAAUGAUCCCUGAAACACACCCAGAGGAACUUUGACCACGCUUAGAGCACAGAUUACUUGAAUGAUACCCUGAAGACCACUGCAUUGUGGGAGUUGUAGUGAAACACUGAAUAAAUGGUGCGUACAGGAGCACAUCGUCAGCUUGUAAAUCUGAACACUUCUGAGAUAAAAGUCGUGUUUACGAGAUGACGGGACCCUUGGCUUGCAGCGAGGUCAGAGGUCGCGGAGACUGACUGGAACUGACGCUUUUAAUCUGUUAUUGUUUGUGAUGCUGAUUAAUCUUUGUAUAAACGUACUUAUGGAACUGUUUGCACACGUGAGGAGGAUUUUUAUAAACCACUAAAGGACACAGAGGAUUUUUAAAUGUUUUAAAGUUUCUUUUUUAUUGUUUUAUUUGAAUGUUUUUGUUUUUGGAAUGAAAUAAUGUGACCAUGUGACUCCGUCAGUUCGCUUGAUGCUCUUGUGAAAGAGCACAGACUUGUGUUCAUGUGGCAGGCCACGUGUAACCGUCCAAUCCCUGCACUUCUUUUUAUGCUCUUUUCAACUCUUUACCAUAUUUUACAGACUUAAGCUUCAUGAUAGAAAACACCGAUCAGGUGAGAGACACUGAAUGUUACAUUUCAACAAACUGAAUGAUAAAGCUUCUAAGACGACAGAUUCUCGUCUAUUGACAACAAUCCUGACGCUUCAGAUCAACAUUAGCAUUUAUUGGUUGUUGUGAUUCUCACUUCCUGUAGCAUAAGGCCCGUUCUUUGCUUUCCUUUGUGCUCUGUAUUGGUCUCAACCACGGGGGCGGAGCUAGACUUUUCAGACUGGGGUGCCUGAACUUUGUCAAUGUUUCAAGUUGGGGUGGCUGAAGUAUUUGUGCACGCUAGUUCUCACAAUUCAGAUAGGAUCACAGAUCAAGGGUCACGGUUUUCUGCCCAAAAGAACUAGAUUUUUAUAGAACUGGAUUUGAUGCCGUAGCCUCACCUUUAGGUCCACGUAGCCCUGUUCAGACACAGAAGCCUACGCACUUCAUCCCCUGUCCUUUGAGUAAAUAAUCACUGAUGUGAGUCGGCAAUGUUUCUGCUUUUACUGCGGCUGCUCAGUUUCCCAUUCGUUGCACUUUGUAGUUUUAGACAGUUUUGUGAUCGUGCUGCAGCUCACUCUUUGCAGCAGAUGGACAUUAAAAGAAUCAUAUUUAGUGUUUUGAUGUUUUACUAUUUGUUUCUGAGUUUAGAGAUAACGCUGACACACUCGCUCUGUCGGUGUAGGCUGCUCUGAGGUCAGUCCUACAGCUGCAGACGCACAAAGACUCUGUUGUCUCCGGACAGACAAUAUACAAUAGAUCGUCCCUCAGCACUGUGUGUGUGUGUGUGUGUGUGUGUGUGUGUGUGUGUGUGUGUGUGUGUGUGUGUGUGUGUGUGUGUGUGUGUGUGUGUGUGUGUGUGUGUGUGUGUUACUGUAUGUUUCUGUAUGUUUAAAUGCACCACUACAUGUUUGUGUAAAUCAGAUAUUCCUGAUCCUCUGUCUUCAGACCAGCCGGCUGGUCCACAUGUCGUACACGGAGGCGGAUGUUUUAAGGUGGAAUAAUAUUUUUACAAAUAAUGUGCAGCAAAGGGACGCGUUAUUGUGAUUUAUUCUAUAAAUACAAAUAUAUUCCAUGUACUUGACUUUGUAACAAACUAAAUGUCUCUGUGGUGAAAGGGUUUUUAUAUUUCCGAUUAUUUGCAGUUAAAAUAAAUAAUUGCAUGAUUAUAUUUGAUGUGUUAUGUUGCAUUUUAGCAUUAAAGCUUAUUAUAUUUGCAAAGGGCACAGAUUUAGCAAGAAAAUAUAUCAAUCUUUUAAUUUAUUGAACAGGAAUAAGGCGUUGCUCUUCGCCUUAAUACCUAAAUACUUCGAUAUCAUGUCAAACUGUGUGAACACUGUGUUAAAAGCUUCACCUGUACUUUUAAAAUCUGGCUCUUUUUACCAAAUGAAUGUAACUCCAAAUAUUUUUCUGUCUUUGUGUUAAAGAGUUUAUAAAAGCAUGUGAGAGUCACCUGAGGAGUUGUGACGUCCUCAUAGUUGUCUCUGAGUGUUGGAGGGAACAAACUAUGAUUUUCCACAAACACGCCAAAUAAAAUACUUAAAUCAGA
Messenger RNA from Notolabrus celidotus (New Zealand spotty), 4711 nucleotides. RefSeq names its product family with sequence similarity 102 member Ab (gene eeig1b). The transcript has 12 exons. NCBI's taxonomy places the organism in Eukaryota, Metazoa, Chordata, Actinopteri, Labriformes, Labridae. Bases 309 to 1517 code for a protein of 402 amino acids. The record is from RefSeq and is a predicted model, not a curated record.